GUCUUUUGCCUAAUCUCAAAGUUCCUGAUUUUGACUUAAUCAUUCAAACUUCAAACUCUCCGAACUUUCUCUCUCGUCAAUUAUAUUCAUAGGUGCAAAUCAAUUGGACUGGUUUUAGCUGAACACCAAGCUGCUCUACCUUUAUUCCUUGAGAAGUGAAAGAAACGCGAGGGACCAUGAAUGAGGUGAGUCACCAAAGGGUCAAAACAAAUGGGAUAUGGCUGCAUAUAGCAGAGCAAGGGACAGGACCACUUGUUCUAUUGCUUCAUGGCUUCCCUGAAAUAUGGUAUUCAUGGCGCCACCAGAUCACUUUCUUGGCUAACCAUGGCUAUCAUGUAGUUGCUCCUGAUUUGAGAGGCUAUGGAGACUCUGACUCCCCACUUAGCCCAACCUCCUACACUGUUAUGCACCUUGUUGGGGACAUCAUUGGCCUGCUUGACCAUUUUGGGGAACAGCAGGCUUUUAUAGUGGGACAUGAUUGGGGAGCUGUUAUUGGCUGGCAUUUAGCACUGUUUAGACCUGAGAGAGUCAAAGGAUUGAUCAACUUAUCUGUUCCAUACUUUAGUAGAAACCCGAAUGCCAAAUUUGCUGAAUCCUUAAUCAGAACAUAUGGGGAUGGAUUUUACAUUUCCCAAUUCCAGGAACCGGGAAGAGCAGAAAGGGCAUUCGCCAGGUAUGAUUAUUUGACGGUGAUAAAGAAGUUCUUGCUGAUUACACAGACUGAUAAUCUGAUAGCUCCUCCUGGAAUGGAGAUUAUUGAUUAUCUGAGGACACUAUCAAGGUUACCACCAUGGAUUACUGAAGAGGAACUCCAGGUUUAUGCUGACAAGUUUCAGGAAUCUGGCUUCACUGGAGCUCUUAAUUACUACCGUGUUAUGGACUUGUGAGUUCUGGAAUUGGGAGCUUACUGCACCCUGGCAAGGAUAAAAAAUCACUGUGCCAGUAAAAUUCAUGGUGGGUAAAAAAGAUCUGGGAUUUGAAGUGAGUGGUGUAAGGCAAUACGUUGAGGGAAAUAUCUUUAGGAGCCUUGUUCCCAACCUGGAAAUUGUUAUCCUUGAUGGUCAUCAUUUUCUCCAACAAGAAAAACACCAAGAAGUCUCCGAGGAAAUUCUAUCGUUUCUUAGCAAAUUCCCUGCAGAAUAGUCAUUUCUCUGGUUCUUCAUCAUGAUUUUUCUGAGAAAAUAACUAGCCUGGAUAAAUAAAUGAUCAAGUUACUGACCUUGUUCAUGAAACUAUCUAGAUAUUGAGAAAAGCUUUAUUCAGACUUAAUAAAGGCCAAUGAUCUUAUGUCAUACACUAGGCAUAUGAUCAGCAAAAUACUUCAAAUUACAUUGUUUACGUUAUAUGAUAUCUAACCUUUGUUCCAGGAUACAAACUUGCUCAUAGCAGUAAAUGAUCAACGAAAUCCAUCAGGGGGACGCUGGGAAAAAAAAUAUUUAUAAAAUGAAUCUACUGUCAAAAUUCAGCUCAAGAACAGGUGGUUUAGAAUCAUCAAUAAAUUAUUGUGAUGAUCAAUGAAAAUGAAAACAUAAUAUGGGUUCAGCUGCUGCAAAUCAAUCUUUUCAAAGAACAUUUUGCUUUGUCAAGAAUCCUAAAUUGACCCUCCUUCACACAACAGUAAUCCUUCCAUUAUACAUCAAUAUCAGUUACUCUGCAUUUUCUAGGAAAUGCCUUGAUCUUCUUCUUUGUCC
Messenger RNA from Gossypium arboreum, 1691 nucleotides. RefSeq lists its product as uncharacterized. NCBI's taxonomy places the organism in Eukaryota, Viridiplantae, Streptophyta, Magnoliopsida, Malvales, Malvaceae. The transcript is spliced from 4 exons. The coding region runs from base 177 to 887 and encodes 236 amino acids. The record is from RefSeq and is a predicted model, not a curated record. Gene Ontology annotation, molecular function: hydrolase activity.